CAACGACCUGCAGGGCAAUUGCAACAGCCAAUCUAUCUCAGACUUCGACGACAGAAUGUCACGUAAGAGGCCUUCUGAUUCCUUCGAGUUGGAUUCGUCGCAGCCAUACGCGCUCAGCAACCCCGGUUCUUCCCAGAACGGUUAUCCGACCGCGAAUGCAUAUGCAUAUGGCGGGAAUGGCCAUCAUCUAUCCCCGUUCUCCACCCAGGAACGUCAGCCAAAGCAAGCGCGGACAGCAUCAAACUCAUGCGCUGGAUCGUCCCAGGCCAAUCCGUACACCAUAGACGACGACGAGGAUGAAGGGGAAGACGAUGGCUCCCAAGAAGUCCCCGACGCGACGCAGGACUACAAUGAAGCCGCAACCCGCUGGGGUCUCUAUGGCAUCCUGCCUAUCAAAAUCGUGGGAGUUCGAUAUUACCGUGGAUACGCUACUGUAGGGGAAUUAGUCAUCUUACGACGCGAGCCACAAAAUCCAUAUGAUAGCAACGCUAUUCAAGUGCUCAAUGUCCACCGCGAACAGAUCGGUCAUAUCCCGAAGAACAUGGCAGCGAAAUUGGCCAAGUACAUGGAUAACCGUAGUCUGCUUCUCGAGGGCACGAUCACCGGAACGAAAGGCCAGUUUGACUGUCCCAUUGAGAUUAAGGUGUAUGGGACGGACGAGCCUGUGGCGAGGGAAAACCUAAUUGCACAGAUGAGGGCGGAUAAGCUGCCAGUUGGACAUGCGAUGGACAGGAAGAGGAAGGAAGCGAAAGCAGCAAAGGAGAGGGAAAAGCUUGCUGCUAAGGCUGCAAGAGAGGCGAGGAAGAAUGGUGGUGCGGUGGUGUGGGCUGGGGACGGAUUGCAGUUUAAUACUCCGCUAGGAGAGUAUGCCGCUGGGUCGUCGCAAGGGUUGGGGUUGAAUCCUAUGAGUCUGGAGGACAUCAUCGGGAACAGCGACCGGAUCAAUCCCAGGAGCCUGGAGCAGGUUGUGGAGCAAUUUGGGAUCAAAGAAGAGGAGCUGGAGAAGAUGCCAAAGGCACAACAACCAGAUGCACUGGCUACUGAGCUGCGUCCGUUUCAACUUCAGGGUCUACAAUGGAUGCUUAAUCAGGAGAGUCCCAAGCUACCUGCACCGGGAUCGGCAGAUAUUGUUCAGCUCUGGCAGCGUGAUCCUACCAAGCCGAAUGCGUUCAUCAACUUGGCAACCAACUUCUCCCAGAAUAAUCCGCAACUUGCGAGCGGAGGUAUUCUGGCAGACGAUAUGGGCCUGGGCAAGACGAUUCAGGUUAUCAGCCUGAUCAUGGCAGACAGGGCGCUUGGACGCCGCGCAGGCGAUGCUUGCACUGCUACGCUGAUUCUCGCUCCUGUCUCCGUGAUGAGCAACUGGAGCACGCAGAUGGAGCGACACAUCAAGCAGGAGUAUGCCCUACGUGUCAUGUUCUAUCAUGGUACCAGGAAACAGCCCAUCACGCCCAAAGAGAUUGGAAACUACGAUGUGGUCAUCAGCACCUACGACAGCGUGUCCUCGGAGUGGCAUUCGCAGAAGAGUACUACGCUUCCUAGACGCUCAGGUGUCUUCUCGGUGAAAUGGAGACGCGUGGUACUCGACGAAGGCCACAAUAUCCGUAACCCGAAAGCAAAACGCACCAUCGCUAUCCAGAAUCUCAUGGCGCAAUCCCGAUGGGCCCUUACUGGUACGCCUAUUAUCAACAACCUCAAGGACCUCUACUCGCUCGUGCGCUUCCUCAACCCAACCGGAGUUCUCCAAGAUCUGCAAGUCUUCCAUAGCGCAAUCAUUCGCCCGGUGGCUCAGGGCGACCCGCAGGGCAAUCAGAUUCUGCAGCUCCUCAUGAAAGGCAUCUGCUUGCGCCGCAAGAAGGAGAUGUCUUUUAUCGACCUCCGCCUUCCCGAACUAUCGGAGUUCGUGCACAAGAUUGACCUUCUCCCACACGAGAGGGAGAAGUACGAUGCGCUUGAGGCUCAAGCAAAGGGCACGUUGGAGAUCUACAAGCAUAACCUUCGCACGCGCAACAAUCCGAACGACACGUAUCGUCAUUUGCUCGAGGUAUUGCUACGCAUGCGCCAGCUGUGCAAUCACUGGAAACUCAUCAGCGAGGAGAGACUGGAGAGCGUGAUGGCGCAGCUCGAAGCAGAAGGCGUUCUGGAUCUUACGGAGGAAAACAAAUCCGCCUUGCAGAAAAUGUUGCAACUCAGUAUCGAGAGCCAGGAGGAUUGUCCCGUGUGUUUGGACAAUCUGAGAGAACCCGUCAUUACUCGCUGUGCGCAUGUCUUCUGCACAGCAUGCAUAGAGCGCGUCAUCGACACCCAACACAAAUGCCCCAUGUGUCGCGCCGAGCUCGAAUCGCUUGGCUCGACCACCGUCAAACCAGCCCAGGAAGCCGCUGCUCCACCUCCACCUACCCAAGAACAACUCCUAGACAAACACUCCCUGGAGACAUCAAGUAGCAGCAAAGUUACCGCUCUGCUUCAAAUCCUUGAUGCAAGCCGGAAGCAGGACCCCACUGCUAAGACUAUCAUCUUCUCACAAUGGACGUCGUUCCUCUCGCUGCUAGAACCUCACUUGGAAGCGAACAACUACAGCUUCACCCGCAUCGACGGCUCCAUGUCUGCAACCCAGCGCGACAAUGCCAUCUCCCAACUCGAUAACAAUCCCAGCUGCACCAUUCUCCUCGCCAGCUUAGCUGUGGCGAGUGUAGGUCUCAAUCUCACAGCAGCGAAUCAAGUCAUUCUCGCAGAUUCCUGGUGGGCACCUGCGAUCGAGGAUCAGGCCGUCGACAGGGUAUACAGAUUGGGUCAGAAACGGGAGACGAGGGUUUUCAGGGUGGUCGUUAAGGGGAGUGUGGAGGAGAGGGUGUUGGACGUGCAGGGUGAGAAGAGGGCGCUCAUGGGGGUGGCAUUCGCAGAGAAGGAAGGGGGUGUGGGAAAGAGGAAGAGAGGGGUGGGUUUGGGGGAACUGGAGAGAUUGCUUGGUGGUGGUGGGAAUGGCCAGGCUGCUGGAAGUGGUAAUGGGAAUGCAAAUUAGGUGCUGGAAAUCAGGGGUUUCACUUAAGCGUAUGUGGUGGACGGCUUUAAAAUCUUCUGUCCAAGAGAGCGAUGCCUAAGGCGUCAUGUGUGUUACAAGGGUCCUGGUCGAGUAUCAGGUACAGGUUCCGUUCGUUUUUCUGGAGUUACUCGGUGUAAUAAUGGAAUCUAGAGAGAGAUCCAGCAAUCGAAGAGGUCCGUAGGACGACGGCUGGACGAGGUUCGAUCGCAAUGAAUAGAGACCUCUGCUUCAGUGGCAGAAA
Molecule: messenger RNA, 3284 nt
Organism: Westerdykella ornata
Lineage: Eukaryota; Fungi; Ascomycota; Dothideomycetes; Pleosporales; Sporormiaceae
Exons: 1
Coding region: 56-3022 (988 amino acids)
Molecular function (GO): zinc ion binding; ATP binding; nucleic acid binding
Source: RefSeq, a predicted model, not a curated record